Microsporum canis CBS 113480 is the source of this 2658-nucleotide messenger RNA. RefSeq lists its product as uncharacterized. NCBI's taxonomy places the organism in Eukaryota, Fungi, Ascomycota, Eurotiomycetes, Onygenales, Arthrodermataceae. The coding region runs from base 1 to 2658 and encodes 885 amino acids. Gene Ontology annotation, biological process: phospholipid transport. The transcript has 2 exons. The record is from RefSeq and is a predicted model, not a curated record. Gene Ontology annotation, molecular function: lipid binding. Gene Ontology annotation, cellular component: ERMES complex; endoplasmic reticulum.
AUGGGGCCUUUCAGCGCAUUCCUCCUCGUCUACGUUCUUGGUGGGCUUACCUUCAUCCCGCUGCUGCUCAGCUUGCUCGUCCUCCACGCAUACCUCACCCUCCCAGGCUCGUCAGAUAGGGACAAGGAAGAAUCUGUUGACCCCGGCGGCCUUGUACGGAAGGGGGAUGAUGAAUACAGCCUCAAUUCUCGCACGGCGGAGCUGGCGGAGAAGUUUCAGCGAGCUCGAGAGGCGGACGUAGCGGCUGGUUACUUUGCCGUGUGCAGAGAAUAUGUCCCUGGAGGAGUGAACGGGAAGCCGCCGGAGCGGACGACUCCUGCUGGAGAGGUUAUCGCGACAGAGAGUCCCAGUGUCUAUCAGAGUGUCUAUCGAAGUAUCUUCGACCGGAGACAGGCACCGACUCUCGAUGCGAGUAAGGCUAAUGGAAGGAAUGUCCGGAAGGCCAGGAAUGUCUUUUAUGUUAUCUUACGUCAUGGCCAUCUCAUGCUAUACGACGAUGCCGAGCAGAUCGAGGUUCGAUACGUGAUAUCUCUAGCACACCAUAACGUCAGCAUAUACGGUGGCGGCGAGCCCAUCCCUGAAGGAGAGCUCUGGAUCAAGCGUAAUGCAAUCUGUCUGUCGAGAAAGGAUGAGGGCGAAAACAUACCGGGUCCCCGGCCUCCUACGCUGCCCUUCUACCUGUUUUCCGAGAACCUAUCCGAAAAGGAAGACUUUUACUUUGCCAUCUUGAAUAACCUGGACAGGAUUCCGGGCUCAAAUGACUCCCCCCCUACGCCCCGACAGUUCGCUACGCAGGAUAUGGUGACCCUUGUCCAGCGCCUGCACUCGUCGGAGGAGCACCUUCAGACCCGCUGGUUCAAUGCCUUGAUCGGUAGGCUCUUCCUGGCCCUAUACAAGACCCCAGAACUAGAACAGUUCGUUCGAAACAAAAUAACCAAGAAGAUCUCGAGGGUGAACAAGCCAAACUUCAUCACGAAGCUCGAGCUUCAGACUAUCCAUUCCGGCGAAGGCGCACCCCUCAUCACCAACCCACGCCUGAAAGAUCUUACCGUGAACGGCGACUGUUGCAUCGAGGCCGAUAUCAACUACAGUGGGAAUUUCCGUGUAGAAAUCGCAGCCACAGCCCGCAUUGAUCUUGGGACGAGGUUCAAACCACGAGAGGUCGACAUGGUCCUGGCAGUGGUGCUGAAAAAGCUCAAGGGUCAUAUUCUACUGCGCUUCAAACCUCCUCCAAGCAAUCGGUUAUGGAUCUCGUUUGACACGAUGCCUGCCAUGGAGAUGAUGAUAGAACCGAUUGUCAGUUCAAGGCAGAUCACAUACGGCAUCAUUCUGAGAGCGAUUGAAAGUAGGAUCAGGGAAGUUGUUGCGGAAACUCUGGUCCAGCCGUUCUGGGACGAUAUCCCGUUCCUGGAUACAGAGGAGCAGCAUUUCCGUGGUGGCAUAUGGGAAGAGACCCGUAAAGCUGAACCAGCGGCCGCGGACAUCGAUACAGACAAAGACUCUGAUAAGAAGUCUGAGAAGACCUCAGAGAAGUCUCCGGAGAAGCCUCCGGAGACCCUGGAGAAUGAAGAACCAGCAGGCACUGGCACCCCCGAACCCUUGAAAGAACAGAACACCACGGAUGAGCAAGAGACUCCCACCGUGGCUACUGACGCUCCGCCCCAGGAGACUCUGUACCAGGCCUUUGCAAACUCGUUGAGCGAGAAAGAAGAGUCGGAAAUGCUGGAAACGCAGGAGACGGACUUCCGCCCUUCUUCGCUGCCAGACAUCCCAGAGAAGGCAGCCCAUAGCGCCGCGAAACAUCGAUCUACCCGCUCUCUGUCCUUCUCACCCGCAACCUCAGGCUCUUCCAUAUUCUCAGUAGCGGUGUCCACCCCUCAGCAAGAUGAUACCAAGGAGUCGCACAUUCCCACGCCAGAAUCCAGCAAUUUGGCGGCCCCUCCUUUAUCGAGGUCCCACUCUGAUCAUGGAACCGACCCGGCCUCUACCAGCGACAGCAGAGCCAGCAGAAGCAACUCCCUACUUGCUGAAAGCAUCAAAUCUUCCAAGAGUGCUUCUGCAUCUCCCAACCCGGCCCCUGGCUCAUUCGAGCCACGUCAAGCGAUGCUGUCUAUUGGAAGCGCUGCUGCAGCUGCUAAAAAAUGGGGGCUAAGCGUUCUCACCCGCCAUGACCAGGGUCCCAGACCUGGUGAAGUCCCUGACCAUCCCGUUGGUCGAGGCCGUCCUCUUCCGCCCCCGGGUACACCACUUCCGUCCCCUGGAAGAUUCCCCUUUGGCUCCAUAACGAUGCCCAAACGCAAACCCGUCGCUCCAUCCGUGGUACCAGAACGGCCUCCGCUAUCACCUGAGCCUUCACGGCCUGCGUCCAAGACACAGACACCCAAACGACACGAUACAUCGGUGGAUAACGACCCGAAGAGCCAGGAGCUACUCGUUAUCAAGGCGCCGGUUGGCUCAGAGCCAAGCAGUCCCUCGAAAGAGAACCAUGACUUUGGAGGCAUGGUGGACGAGAGUGACGAUGUGCCGGAUGCAUGGUCAAACGAAGUGCUCAUGGACUUCCAGGAUUCCUCGUUCUCUGCAGCGGAGGCCAUCUCUUCUCCUUCAGAGCUGUCUGUACAUCGACCAUCCAAACGGCUCGAUGAAAUAAAAUUCGAUUAG